AUGCCGGAUGGUACUGAUAUUGACUUAUAUCUUCUAAUCGACGGUCGGGAACGACUUCUGACUUCUACUACCAUCAUCGAUACUCCGGAAGCACUUACUUCUACGGGUGAGGCGCGAAACUUUUGGACGUCCGUCUGCACCCUCCCCCCACCAAUGAUCGUCGUGUCCAUUCAUGAUAUACAGUAUUCCCAAGUUUGGGUCUCGGACGUCUAUGCCUUUGGCGAACAUCAAAAAUUCCUCGGCAAGGUUAUCAUGAAGAUCAUCCAGCCCUCUCUCAUAUGUCUUCCCCAUCCUAACUGGUAUUUGGAGGCGCAAGACUACGAGCUCAAGCCGUUGGAAGGAAGUACGGUGCCAUGUUAUUUUGGCAAGCAAAAGGUCACGAUGCCGGCGGAAGAAGAUGCGGACGUUCUGUUUAUGGAAUACGUCGAAGGCAAUACGCUCGAGCAGUGGAAGGAGGACCGGCCAGCGCAUGAGAAACGCGAAGACUUGGGGAACGCUAACGAAGCAUAUAUGGAAGAGACGAAGGAGAUGAUGAGCAUUAUACUCAAGAAGGUCCUACUCGGCGUUGAUGCCUUCAACAAGCUUGGCAUCGGACACAGAGAUAUACGCUCAUCGAACAUCAUCAUUACUCCCUCCGGAGAGCCCGUGUGA
Messenger RNA from Guyanagaster necrorhizus, 651 nucleotides. RefSeq lists its product as uncharacterized. Gene Ontology annotation, biological process: protein phosphorylation. NCBI's taxonomy places the organism in Eukaryota, Fungi, Basidiomycota, Agaricomycetes, Agaricales, Physalacriaceae. The transcript is spliced from 7 exons. Bases 1 to 651 code for a protein of 216 amino acids. Gene Ontology annotation, molecular function: ATP binding; protein kinase activity. The record is from RefSeq and is a predicted model, not a curated record.